CAUUCGACCCGCGCAGCGAGCCCCAACCCCACAUCGCCGCGCGCCCCCGAUGGCGUCCUCCUCGUCGGCGGCGGCGCUCUGGACGGCGGCGCCCCACCCCCACGGCAGCUGCAUCAGGAUCCACGCCAUCUUCCACCAGCGUCACCAGCGGAGGGGGAGGAGGCCGGUCGUCGUCGCCUCGUCGGUGAGGCCGCUGCAGGCCGCGAGCCUGGCGGUGGCCACGGCGCCGGUGGCCGUGGCGUCGAGGAGGACGGCGGCGGAGGAGGCCGUCUACGAGGUCGUGCUGCGGCAGGCGGCGCUGGUGGAGGAGGCCACCCACCGCCGCGGCGCGGGGGCGCCGCGGUGGGCGGAGGAGGACGCCGUCGACUGGGGCCUCCUCCUCGGCGACGCCUACCACCGCUGCGGCGAGGUCUGCGCCGAGUACGCCAAGACCUUCUACCUAGGUACUCAGCUUAUGACUCCUGAAAGGCGCAAAGCUGUCUGGGCAAUCUAUGUAUGGUGCAGAAGAACUGAUGAACUGGUAGAUGGCCCUAACUCGUCUUACAUUACACCAAAGGCACUUGAUCGAUGGGAGAAGAGAUUAGAAGAUCUCUUCGAAGGCAGGCCAUAUGAUAUGUAUGAUGCAGCCCUCUCGGACACAGUGUCAAAGUUUCCAGUAGAUAUCCAGCCAUUCAAAGACAUGAUUGAAGGAAUGAGGCUUGACCUGUGGAAAUCAAGGUAUAGGAGCUUUGAUGAGCUCUACCUCUACUGCUACUACGUUGCUGGCACGGUUGGUCUCAUGACAGUACCGGUGAUGGGGAUUGCCCCCGACUCGAAGGCCUCAACCGAGAGCGUGUACAACGCUGCGCUAGCUCUUGGGAUCGCCAACCAGCUGACGAAUAUUCUCAGAGACGUAGGCGAAGACUCAAGGAGGGGAAGAAUCUACCUUCCAUUGGAUGAAUUGGCAGAGGCAGGUCUGACAGAAGAAGACAUAUUCAGAGGGAAAGUGACUGAUAAAUGGAGGAAGUUCAUGAAGGGACAAAUUCUGCGUGCCAGGUUAUUCUUUGAUGAGGCGGAGAAGGGCGUUGCGCAUCUAGACUCUGCGAGUAGAUGGCCGGUUCUGGCAUCUUUGUGGUUAUACCGGCAGAUCCUUGAUGCUAUCGAAGCAAACGACUACAACAACUUCACCAAGCGCGCGUAUGUAAACAAGGCAAAGAAGCUGCUGUCUUUACCGGUCGCUUAUGCAAGAGCGGCAGUUGCAUCAUGAACAAUCACUAGAUCAGAUGCCUUAUUAUUUUUUUUCUUUCAUUUUCUUUUCUUUUGAUUUCGCACGAUUUCUUGGCUGUUGUAUAUAUUCAAGCAGCUACCUGUAUGCCAUAAGCCUGCCACAGUUUUUCUUUAGUUCAAGGGACUGAUUUCAGGUCCCUCAAUACUCAACUCUUGUUAGAAACAAAUACAGAGGGGGUAAGCCCCACAGUUCAAGAAGCAUAUUACUCUUCAUUUGUCUUCAAGAA
Molecule: messenger RNA, 1493 nt
Organism: Oryza sativa Japonica Group (Japanese rice)
Lineage: Eukaryota; Viridiplantae; Streptophyta; Magnoliopsida; Poales; Poaceae
Source: RefSeq, a predicted model, not a curated record